UAUGUCCCCAGAUGGGGACCGGUGCUAUCUAAGUGAAAGUCACUUUCCUUUCGAGGGUACAUUAGAAAUAUAUUGGAACGGUGCUUUUAAAAAAAACUGAAAGAAGCAGAUCCAAGCAAGAGGUUUAUUUUGGUGUAGAGAAUGUUACUUUAGUUUAAAAGGUCGCCGUGUAUUUUAAAACAACAUUGCGGCGCGCCGUGUGUUGGCUGUGGGCGACUGUGGGCAUUGAGCUGGGAGCGGCAGUGGGUGACAUGCGGGUUCGUGACCAGCGGCAGGGCUGGUUAAAUCCAGGCUUGGAACGCCCUAUAGCUCCAGGCUCCACCCGGAAAAUAUCGGGUUGUAUUAAAAGCCUUAGCUCAGCGGCAUCCAUGAGAGCGGCAGAGAUGGGCGAUUCAGUGGAUCCGUGGCGGGUUCCCUUCUGUGAUGGGAACAGCAUCCCAAUCCUGGGAUUGGGCACCUGCUCCUUGGACAAGCCUGUUAAAGGUGAGACGGUGAAAGCUGUAAAGGCUGGUAUUGAAAUUGGAUAUCGUCAUUUUGAUGGAGCCUUGAUGUAUGGCAAUGAGGAUGAAGUUGGUGAAGCCAUUCGGGCAAAGAUUGCUGAUGGAACAGUGAAGAGGGAAGACAUCUUUUACACCAGCAAGUUAUGGAUGUCCUACCUCUCUCCUGCUCUGGUCCAGAAAGGCCUGGAACUGACAUUGAAAAGCCUGAAGCUGGAUUACAUUGAUCUAUUCCUUAUCCACUGGCCUACAGGGUUAGAGCUAAGCGAAGGUGUGCUGUUUCCUCAGGAUGCAAGUGGAAAGAUUCUACUCAGCGAUGUGGAUUUCUGUGAAACCUGGGCGGUGAUGGAAUCCUGCAAAGAUGCUGGUUUAGUGCGAUCUAUCGGAGUGUCCAACUUUAACCACAAACAGCUAGAAACAUUGCUCAGGAUGCCCAAGCUGAAAUACAGGCCGGUGUGUAACCAGGUUGAAUGUCACCCAUACUUGAACCAGAGCAAACUUCUGAAAUACUGUAAAUCCAACAAUAUUGUUCUCGUGGGCUACAGUCCUCUGGGAACAUCGCAAGAUCCUGCAUGGUUCGACCCAAACAAUCCCAUCCUUUUGAACGAUCCCGAGCUGAGAAAGAUUGGUGAGAAACACAACAAAACAGCAGCUCAAGUAGCCCUCCGUUAUCAGAUACAACGUGACGUUGUCGUUAUUCCAAAGAGUUUCAAUCCUGGACGGAUGAAGCAAAACAAAGAGAUUUUUGACUUCCAGCUGACAAAUGAAGAGAUGAAAGCUAUUGAUGGAAUAAACAAAAACUUGCGCUAUAUAACUCUGAAACAGCUUAUUGAUCACCCUAAAUAUCCAUUUCAUGAGGAAUAUUAAUGAGAUCUGCAGGUGAUGGUGCCUCUCACUGAUGCAACGUUCCUAAGUGGAUAUGUCAAGAGCAAAUCUUAAAUACCCUGGAGAAAAUAUUUUGACAUAAAGAUCAACAAAAUAUAAGCAUUGUUAGAAAUUUCUAUGGCAAGAGUUUUUAUUUAAUGGUCAAUAAACUGUGUCAUCUUG
Molecule: messenger RNA, 1544 nt
Organism: Stegostoma tigrinum
Lineage: Eukaryota; Metazoa; Chordata; Chondrichthyes; Orectolobiformes; Stegostomatidae
Product: prostaglandin F synthase 2-like
Exons: 9
Coding region: 252-1364 (370 amino acids)
Biological process (GO): steroid metabolic process
Cellular component (GO): cytosol
Molecular function (GO): aldose reductase (NADPH) activity; ketosteroid monooxygenase activity; steroid dehydrogenase activity
Source: RefSeq, a predicted model, not a curated record